AUGACCCGUGUUGGUCCAUGCAGGGCACUGAGGGCAUACCAGCCCGGCCAAUCGAAGCCCAACAUCACCGGCUUCGACCCCAAGACCUUUGUCGAAGCAGCCACCAAGAAGCGAUAUGACCCCUGGGAGAGAUUGGAGUCAUGGCGGUACACUGGUCAGUUCAGCCGCUUCAACAGGUUCAAGGGCGCCUUCCCCGGCCUGGGCAUAGCAACCGUUGCCUUUGCGGCCUACUGCACAUAUGAGCACUUCUUCCUCAAGGAGGACCACCAUGGCGAGGGCCACCACUAGAGUCGCUGUCGGAUGGGUGGUUUGGUCUGUGUACAUAUCUGAGCUUUAGGCAAGAAUCGGAUCUCGGCGUUUGUUGUUUAUCCAAUCUUCCAAAAAAGAUGUGAUGGACUGUUGUAAUGGGAUGACAUAGGGGAGGACCUCUAUUCCAUCUGUUACGUACUGAAUGCCGUUUUCAGAGCGCCUCACGAGUGAAUCAACUCCUGAUUUUGUGAUUGUUCCUAACUAGCAGAAGCGGGUUUGUUAUUUUCACCAAUGCGAGGCCGUAACAGGAUCAUUCAGGUCAUAUUUGCCGGAUAGUUUGGAACGAAG
Molecule: messenger RNA, 597 nt
Organism: Pyricularia grisea
Lineage: Eukaryota; Fungi; Ascomycota; Sordariomycetes; Magnaporthales; Pyriculariaceae
Exons: 2
Coding region: 1-288 (95 amino acids)
Biological process (GO): electron transport chain; mitochondrial respiratory chain complex I assembly
Cellular component (GO): mitochondrion
Source: RefSeq, a predicted model, not a curated record